Messenger RNA from Rangifer tarandus platyrhynchus (Svalbard reindeer), 399 nucleotides. Lineage: Eukaryota; Metazoa; Chordata; Mammalia; Artiodactyla; Cervidae. The record is from the annotation of a GenBank genome assembly.
AUGGGAACAAAAAAUUUUACAGUUUGUAUGGAAACACAAAAUAUCCCAAAUAGCCAAAGCAAUCUUGAGAAAGAAAAACAGAGGAAUCAGGCUCCCUGGCCAGACUACUACAAAGCUACAGGAAUCAAGACAGUACUGUAUUGGCAUACCAUAUGGUACUGUAUUUGUACCAUACAGUACAAAUACCAUACAGAUCAGUAUGAAAUACAGGUCAAUGGUACAGGACAGAUAAACCCAUGUAUCAUGGUCAUCUCAUCCAUGACAAAGGAGGAAAGAACAUACAACAGAGAAAAGACCAUCUUUUCCAUAAGUGGUACUGGGAAAGCUGGACAGCUAUAUGUAAAACAAAAUAGAACACUACCUAACACCAUACACAAAAAUAAAGUCAAAAUGGAUUGA